CUGAGAAUUACUGGCCAGUGUUUGUGCAUUGUUAGUAACUGUGUGGAGUGCUUGGGUGAGUGUGACUUGUGUUAGUUAUAUAUUGUGUGUUAGUGUGUGUGUUGUAAGCUACAUUACGUGUCUGUGUUAGUAAUUUUGUGUUGUUUGUCAGUUAUUGUCUGUGAGUCCUACACUUUUAUCAGUGUGUCAUAUUCUGAGUGUAAGUGUGUCACUGUGUACUGUGUGUGUUUGUUAUUGUGUUAUUUUAAGUUGUGGGUGUGCUACUGUGUUAUUCUGUACAGAGUCUGUGUUACUGUGUUAUUCUGUACAGAGUCUGUGUUACUGUGUUACACUGCGCUGUUUGUGACUCCUGUCUGUGCACUGUCUGUGUUACUUUGUUCCAUUGUACAAUGUGUGGUGCAUGAUUACAAAGAGACCCAGAUCACUUUCGUGAAGUGAAUAUGGACACCACGAGGAUCAGUUCCUGUCUGCUGCGUCUGAUGCUGAUUCUGCACAGUAAGAGUCACAAGAGAGGGGGCAGGAAAUAUGAACAGAGAUGAGGAGGACGGGGAAAGAAACAGCCUGGAAGUUAAUGGGAGAAAUAAAAAAAUCACUAGGAAAAUACAGACAGACAGUCGUGAAAUGGGGAAAAGGCCAGGGGGGAAUGGGACUACAAGGAACAAGGGGAGGGACAAACACACUUGGAUGACACAGAGACGGAAGAAAGCUGUAAAACUGAGAUGACGGGGACAAAUAUUCCAAACGAGCUGGAUGACAAAUAUAUUUUUUUUUUAAUUUGACAAUUUUUAUUUGUUUUAAAAGUUUUGAACGUAGGGUACAGAAAAGAAAAGGGUGAGGGGAAAGGUAAAAUCAAAACAUUCCAUGUUAAUUCAAUUUUCAGUUUGUGUAGCACACAAGGUCUCAUCUUACAACGCCAGGGUAGAGAAUGAUGAUGGGACAGGGGUUGUGCAGGAAUUUUACCCUUCACCAUAAGGUUUGUCGUUAUCUCAUGUUGUCCACAGUCCCUUAUUGUUUUUGCUUUUUAUAUCCCUUAUACCCAUGCUUUCCCCGGUGUUUCCUCCUAUCCCUCUCCGUUAGUUCUAGUUUCUCCUUCGUGUACUUGGAUUAUGGUUGUGUCUUUCAACCCUCCCUUAAGUGUCCCUUUUGCUCAUCUUUUACCCUUGAAAGCCGCUGUCCUCCCCCCGUCUCACUACGUGCCCCCUCCCACAUACGUUUUCCAUUUCUCACUCGCUUGACCAGCGUAUUUCCGUGGUCCUGUCUGUUUGCUUGCCAUCAUCUCAUAAAAUUGCCAAUUCAGGGAUACUUGGUUUCUCAGGGCUUCUUUUGUGGGUACCUGGGGCGAUUUCCACGCUCUUGCGUUAUGGCUGAAGAACUAUUUUUGGUGGAUGACAAAUAUCUUAAUUGUAAAAUUAGCUGAAUAACCAAUAUUUCAAAUCUAAAAUUACCUUGGUGACCAAUUCUUAAACUGUCAUAUAUACAAAUAUAAAAAUAAAUUCUGCAGAACUCCCUAUCUUCAUUAGACUCUUUCAGAGAAUAUGAAGCUUGUUUGUCACUGGGAUUGUUGCUACAGUAAUAGUCUGGGGUGAGAUAAAUAUGAAUUUUCUAAUUUUUGAAUGUGUAUUCAAGUAAAUUGUCUGUAGACCCAGUUUGGGCCUUGUUCCCCUGAUUAACAAGCACUGCUUGGGAGACAGGAACAUAUCUAAACAACGAAACAGAAAGACAGGUAUGACUAGGUACAGUGUCCCUGGAAAGGCAGGCGUCUACUUACACCUAGUAGAAUGGAAUUAACCUUGAGACUUAGCUCACGCAAACAGACAGAAAUUGAGACCUCGGGACCUAAAGUCUAAUUAUGUCAAUAAGGAAUUUGUUUAAAAUUAAACCUUUAUUAAUUAUCAAGCCAAACUAUAAAACGAUUAUAGAGAAAGAAAAAGCAAGCUGUGAUACAUUAAUGUCCCCAAAAAAAGAGGAAAAGAAAAAAAUAUAUAACGUAAUGAAAAACAGUGAUAGGCUGAGUAGACUACGUAAUCGGAUUAAUGGCAGCUAUAAUUAAUUAGCUGUAAUAACAGGCGGUCAAUAAAGAACCGAAUGCCUGUACAUGAUGUUAUAGAACCAUGCCAAUUAAAACUACAUCUAGCGGUUUACUAAACAUGCAAGACUGGGGACAGCAAUGCCCACAAUUUCUGGCAGAUUGACUCAGUUUGCUGAGAAACAAUUAGGCAAUAAACAACCGCAACCCGCUUUACAGAGAAAUGUAGACAUUCAAUGGAAAAGGAGGUAAAAUUUUAUAAAAACAGAGAGUUAGUGAAGGCCAAAACCAGGGAUGAGUAAAAACAGAUAAAUAAUACACUGGGAAGGAUAUUUCAGAAACUUAGAGCGUAUAGAUUGGUGGUGUUUGGGCAGUGUAACGUGGCUCACUGGUGUACCUUAAUCCAAGUGAAAGUGUGCGACGAACACAAUGGCUUCUGGGAUAUAAUAGGUUAAAUUUAAAAAAAAAAUCUUCUUGACUCCAUAAUGGCAAUCAGAUGCCUCAUUGGAUUAACAGCCUGUUGACAUACAUUCAUUAUUUAUAUCCUCGGAUAAUUUGUUUUUUGCCAGAAAAAAAACAAAUCUACGGCUUAAAAUGUGUUUUUAGUAAGUGUCAGCAUUAACAUUGGGGUUCUCAUCUGCCGGUUAAUUAAAACGAAGUCGGUUUGGUUAGAAAAAUGCAAAUCUCUCUAUUAAGGCUUCCAGUAAAUGUGACUUUUAUAAGCCGUAACAAGAAACAUAAAUGCCUUUAAAAUAUUUUGCUCAUUGACGUGUUUCUUGGUCCAAAAAAGGUUGGAGACCAUUGAUCUAGAUAGCUAUGGAAUUUAUAUCUAUAUAAAUAAUUAAAUAAUAACAAUAAAAAAAGAUAAUAGACUAGAGUUAGUAUUAGAACACAUCUACACCUGUCUACGUCUGAGGUUACUACUGAGGGGUAUUACUAGGUUUCAGAACCACCUGUGGCUUGAGCCCAAAACAGAACUUGAUGACUCUUCUGGGCCCAAAACAGACCUUGAUGACUCGUAGGUGAAGUGGUGAUGUCUUGAUAUAUAUGCUCAUCUCUAUGGUAUGUUGCUACCUCUAGGAUCACAAUGAAAGAGCAGCCUGGAACAAACACAUUCUUAACGACCAGGUAUUCAAUAUGAUCUUGCCAUGUCACCUAACUUUUAGAGUGGUGUGCAGGAAAGUUCUGAUUCUGAAAGUUACCUGGGGGUACCACUCUGUCCCCUUUAGUAGUCUGGCAGAGCACUGUACCUAUAAUCUUUUUUUUUCAGUUUUUUUUUUUAUAUAUUAUAAUAAUAACAUCUUACCCCCUACUAACAAUGCUUAUGUUUCACAUCACUUGUCUCUCCUGUUGUUACAAUUAAUUAAAUUUACUCUUUUUUUCUUAAAACCACAUAAUGUGAAGAUAAAAUGCUAAAUUAAUAUUAUAGCACAGAACACACACCAGAAACUUGGUCAGACAGGGUGCUUAACACAGGAGAGGAGACAUGUUAGGGAUGUCAUGGAGAUGUUGGGAAAGAGAAGUCCAGAUUCAUAUCAUGUAAUGUGACAACUCUUUGUUUUAGGCCCAGAGCUGCAGGGUGCCAUUUUGGCAGGACAGCCACAUGCUGUUGAUGUUGUGCUGCCAUGCUCACACGUUCUGGUGGAGGAAGGUAUGGGUAGAGGUAUGGGAGGGCUAUCGUUUCAACGAAGAGACAUCACUCUGGUCCUGCAGAACGUUACGAUUAUAGGAGAUGAAGAGACGGAUCCAAUAACAGACUAUGUGCCACCGGAGGAUGUGGAAACCACCACUUUUCAAGCUACAGGUAACAUGCUAGCCACCAUCCAUGAUUCCAGCAUACUUAUAUCUUCACUCUGCUUUACGUGACAUCCACAGGACAUCUUUUUAUAUCACCGCUUACGACUGUCCACAGAGUUAUGCAAACUAUAUAAAAACAUAGAAGUUGUAAUAAUUGGGGAUAUUCAACCAGUCAAUAUCAUUUUCUCAUUUCCUAUCUAACAUGGGGAUAUAUAAAGUGGAAGCUCCUUAGUCCUGGCUAGGUGUUCUCCAUCAAGUGUGAGCUGCUGUGGUCUCUCCAGUGUGAGCUGCUGUGUUCCCUCAGUAUUCCCUAGAGGAGGGACUCUGAUAAUAAAGCCAAACCCAGCAUGAUCUCAGCCUCUAAUAAUAAUGUGCAAUAAGAUCCCUUACAAUAGAUAUAUUAUCACAGCACAGCCUCAGCCUGCCCUGUUUAUCUUUAAUAAUUUUAUUUGCUUUUCCUGCAGUGAAUUUCCCCCCACUGCCCUUUGCAAAGCGCUUGUUACAUGCGGAAUGCGAAGGGGAGGAGAUGACAUGUGAACUGUCCCAUCUCUAUACUGAGUUCUAUGUUGUCCACCUUCGCCUCCCUGACCUCAGCCUGUCCAUAUUGCUGAGAGUAGAGCAACAGGACAGAGACCUAGCAGAGAUAACAGAGGAGGAGAAGAUCAUUGUUCCUAUGACAGGUGAGACUCCUUUUGCGUGUUUCAUUCUUACAGUAUCCACAUAUUUCCAUUGGAUGAAAAAAUAUGGCCCUGGGCAGCUUUUCCUAGCACAGCAAAUAUCCAUGCUCCUUACAAAGGCCUCAAAUUAAUAUUUUUGGAUAAGCUUUUCAAAUGUUUUUUCAUUUUUCAAAGUAUUCAAAUAUCGAAAAACAAAUCAAUAUCGAAUUUUUUUAAAAUAAUUUUCAAAAUACUAAAUAAUUUUAAAAACGUAUCCAAAAAUAUUAUAGCGAGGCCAUAAUGAGCAAUAACAGGUAACUGUGUGAUCAUCUAGGUUAGUUAACAUUAAAUGAAUCGCUCUCUGCCCAGUGAUAAGUUGCAUGCCAUGUGGCAUAUGGUGCUUUGAGCAGUAAUUGUGCAGAACCCAAUGCUGUAUCCUACCCCCACCCAUCCAAGAUAGUUUGUACAGGCAUCUCCAAGACUUCUAGUAACCAAGAAAGACCCACUAAAUGUUUGAGAAACACCAUAACAUUUUAUCUCUUCAGCUCCACGUAUACUUCCCACCUCUGGCCCAGACAUCCAUUCAUCUCCUUUGUGACUUGUAUUGAUCUCACCUCUUAUUCUGCUACCUCUAUCCUUCUCCUGAAUUUAUAUCUUCUUCCCUUUCCUAACUCAUCCACAGCUCCAUUCGUCUCAAUCACUCCUUCACCCUGUGCUAUAAGGUACACCCUCCAACCAAUGCGCUUUGUUGCCCCAUUCCCUACCCGUCCUUCCAACUCUCCUCUUUACACCAUCCUCCUUCCUCCACUUCUUCUACCUCCUUCCUCCACCUAAUCUCUUUACCUCUCCUCCAUUCCUUCAUACUUCUCAUCCUACACCACAGCAUACCUAUUUGCACAACUCUCAGUUCCUCCAUUUCCCAUCCUUCUUUCUCCACUUUCCAUAAUGCUUUCCUUCACUUCUCAAACCUCCCUAUUUUAUGUAUAACCUUCCUUCAUAUCUCAUACUUCUCCUCUCCCAUAUCUCUUUCUUGGAUACCUGUAUACCUCCAUCCUUCACACCAUCCUUACUCCAUACCCAUGUAUCGGCUUCCAUUCCCUCCACCACUGUGUCAUCCAAUUCCCAUGUUUUCAAACAACCAGCCAUCUAUCCUAACUUCUCCCUCAUUUUGUUCUGUGUUUCUUUUCCCAGUGGACCUCUUGUUAUCUUCCUUCCCUCCAUCAUAUUUAACCUCAACUUCAAAAGACAUAUCCUUAAACUGCGAAUUGUGGGGAAGCUCUGAGGAGAUAAAGGUGGAGUGGCACCUGCAGUCUGGAGGCAAAGGGCAAAUGAUUGUACCAGAAGAAGGUACUCGGAUAAGUAUAGAGCCAGGAACAUUCGUAAACAGCCAAGAAAUGUCUCUCAACAUAAAAGGAGUUCGUGUACAGGACGAGGGGACAUAUAUCUGUACAGUGAACACAAAGCAACAUCAGAUGCAACAGAUAAUUAAACUACAGGUCAGAGGUAAGGAUAAUGAAAUGGGGGUAAACAUGAAUAGAUAGAUAGACAGACAGACAAGCAGACAGACAGAUAGAUAAGCAGACAGGCAGGCACAACCAAAUAGAAAUACAAAUUAAGGAACAGCGCACACAUUAAUAUAUAUUUCUAUACUCUAUAAGGCUACUUAAAAUCACCUAUCUCAGCAAACAAAUAUGGAGAUUCAGUUCCACCGUAUGGCCAUAUUGUGUUAAGCCCACCACUACUUCACAGUGCCCCAAUAUCAGUGGAUCCUAUACUAAUUCCACCAUAUAUAAUUUGCAUUGUGAGUAUAUACAUCAAAGCACUUACACUUUAAUUGUUUAAUUUUGACACUGCAUUUUUUGUAUUGCAUUUGCCACAUUAAUUAUGCAUUAUAUAUAUAUAUAUAUAUAUAUAAAUAUAUAUAUAUAAAUAUGUACAUCACUGGACUAAUACGGCUUCAAUCUCUACUUGAACGAUAUAGAUAGAUAGAGAUAUAUAUAUAUAUAUAUAUAUACAAUGCUCUUACAACAGAUGAUUUAAAUACACUUUAGCUUAUUUAGCACUAGCACUAUUUAAUUUGUCUCCAACGGUGGAAUUAGUGUAGGACCCACCGAUAUUGGGGUACUGUGACGUAGUGGUGCGCUUAACACAAUAUGGCCACAAUAUGACCCUUCUCGGUCUCUACGCUCUGCCCAUGAUCUUCUCCUGUCCGUUGCUCUCACCCGUACUGCCAACUCACGCUUAUAGGACUUCUUGCGGGUGGCUUCCUUCCUAUGGAAUAACCUGCCUACUACCAUCAGACUCUCCCCUAAUCUUCAAUCGUUUAAGAAGUGCCUUAAAACCCAUCUCUUCAGGAAAGCUUAUGGCCUCCCAGAGUAAUAUCUACCUCACAUACCUGUCUCUUGCUCUCUCCUAAAGGGCAGCACUCUACUCUCUCCUCCAGCUCUGAUUCACUCCCACCUUAUUUGAUUGCUAUUCCCUGUCCUAAUGUGUUUUAUACCCCACCUCCUAUAGACUGUAAGCUCGUUUGAGCAGGGUCCUUUUCAACCUAUCAUUCCUGUAAGUUUUCUUGUAAUUGUCCUAUUUAUAGUUAUAUCCCCCUUUCAUAAAAUUGUAAAGCGCUACAGAAUCUGUUGGCGCUAUAUAAAUGGCGAUAAUAAUAAUAAUAUGAUGGAACUUAAUCCCCAUAUUUGUUUGCAGAGAUAGGUGAUGUUAAUAUUAAUGAAAUAUAAACAAUACAAUCUACAAAUAUAAGAGCACACAGAAACCAAAAAUAGUGUAGUAUGUUUAAGCACCGUUUUUUGCUUCACUUUGAGUGCCACCUCCUCUUCCCUGGCAGUGUCGAGCCUGGAACCAUCUGUCUCCUGCUACCCAGACCAUCAGUAUCACUGGAGGGAUUUACACCCAUCAUUGGAAAUCUGUCAAAUAAAAACACAAAAACGGGGUUUCUGCAACAUUUCACAUCUGGACACCGACCCCCUGUCCACUCUACCAGGGGUGAAGGGUUGAAAAUGAAGAAAAAUUGAGCUCCUCUGAAUCCUAAAGAUUCCUAUAUGCCUGCAUUUUACUACUAUCCUGUGAGUGUAAUUUGUCACAAGCACAUUUCUGGUGCUUAAGGACACAUGACAUGUGUGACAUGUCAUGAUUCCCUUUUAUUCCAGAAGCUUGGUCCUUAAGGGCUUAAACAUACUACACUAUUUUUGGUUUCUGUUUGCUCUAAUAUUUGUAGAUUGUAUUGUUUAUAUUUCAUUAAGAAGAUUUGAGGGAUCUUCUUACAAUCUAAAAAGGGUAACUUUAUUUUAUAUACGUUUACCCACUGGGGAGCAUGUGUGUUAUAUUACAUUUUUUGUACUAUAGGUGAUGUUAAGUAGCCUUAUAGAAUAUGGAAAUGUAUUAUUAUGUGUGCGCUGUUCCUUAAUCUGUAUUAUGUAUACAUUUUGGUCACUCCGGCAGUACCAUUGCUGCAAAAUGCAUGUUCUGGGUGUACCCCCAAUUCUCAUUUGUCUUUAUAACAAGAUAGAAAGGCAUAUAGACAGACAGGAAGACAGCUAGACAUACAGGUACAGAGACAGUCAGAGAAAGCAAUGGAGCCACAAGUUUAGUGAAGGAAUUACAGAAAGAUACAGAAAGUGACAGGUCAGCAACGUAAAUUUACAUAAUCUAUCAAUGCUAAUAAAGUAUACAAAGAAUUAAUAUUAGACACAUUGUAACCUUUUCAGAUUAGGACUGUUGAUCAAUAUGUCUAAGACUUUGUUAAAUGAUACAUAUCCGUUUGUUCCCAGACCCCCCUUUGGUGACAUUAUCUCUUACUGGAUCUUCCCAGCCUCGACUGGUCUGCCGGACAGACCGGUACUAUCCCCUUGACGUGGAGAUCUCCUGGCUGAGGGGUGGGGAGCAGUUUACUCAUGACUCCCAUGUAACCUCCAGCCAUCGAAUGAACAUUGAUGGAACUUUCAACCUUACCAGUUAUUUGAGUGUUCCCAUUCCACCCACUGGUGCUCCACCUGACAUCUACACCUGUUCUGUGUCACACAUCUCUAUCAGUGAUCCAAUUGAGGUCUAUACCAGUGUCCCCCCAAAAGGUACAUUUACUGAUAAGUUACAAGAACAUUGUGUGCUCAUUAAGACCUUAUAUUUAUUAAGCAUAUCAAGUUAUAAAGGGGGUACAGUAAGUAUGCAGUGUAUAUUGUGCUAACAGGUGUACUCAGCACUUUACAGGUUACAUUACAGCAGGGGGAUGUUCAGUAAUUGCAGUAGAUUUACAGUGUAUGUACAUUUUGUUUAUAUAGCACUAACAGGUGUACUUAGCACUUUACAGGUUACAUUACAGUAGAGGGAGGUACAGUAAGUACAGUAGAUAUACAGUGUAUGUAUAUUUUAUUUAUUUAGAAUGAACAGGUGUACUCAGCACUUUACAGGUGUACAUUACAGUAGAGGGAGGUACAGUAAGUGUAGUAGGUAUACAGUGUAUGUAUAUUUUAUUUAUACAGCGCUAACAUGUGUUCUUAGCACUUUACAGGUUACAUUACAGUAGAGGGAGGUACAGUAAGUACAGUAGGCAGGGCAGGCACAACCGCUAGGCUGACUAGGCAACCAUCUAGGGUGCACAAGUCUGGGUGGCGCAGUCUCCAGGUGACUGGCAGAAGGGGGCACACAGCACAGUGCACCCCUCCUGCCAGUCACUAAAUGUAGCGUCCCCUCAGCUCUCUGUGUGUCUCUCUCCACCCCAGUCCUCUGUGUGUCUCUCCUCCACCCAAUCCCUCUUGUGGUCUCUCCCCUUACUGCCAGCUCACCUACCUUCUCGUGUGUAGCUUGGCCAAGCCGUGGACCACAGUAGAGGAGCUCCUGUAACCUGUACCGGUCGGACAGGAAGCAGUUCGGCAACUCUUUGCGAUCACUUCUUGUCAGACCGGGUAGGGGAUACAGAAGCUUCUCUACCUCAUCCACGCUACACAGGAGAAGGUAGGUGAGCUGGCAAGAAGGGGAGUGAUCACAAGAGGAGGCUGGGUAGAGGAGGGACAAAGAGACACACAGAGGGCCUGGGGGAGAAUAGAGACACAAAGAGAGGGCUGGAGGGUAAGAGGCACACAGAGAGCAGGGGGUGAAGAGGUACACGGAGAACUAGGGGAAAAGUGGCACAUAGAGGACUAAUGGGGGUGGGAGAGGCACACAGAAGGCUGAGGGGUUGGGAGAAGCACACAGGGAGUCUGAAUGGGACAAAGAGACACACAGACGGACUGAGUGGGACAAAGAGAGACACAGGGGCUGAGGAUACAAAGAGACACACAGAGGACUGGGAGCAACAAAAAGGCACCCAAAUGGGCAGGGGGAAGUGACACACAGAGGGCUGAGGAAGGGGAAAAAGACACACAAAGGAGUUUGGGACAAAGAAACAACCAAAGUUGGCAAUUUUUGUUUUCUUUUGUGGAGGGGUGACGCAAGUUGCUGGUCUUGCCUAGGGCGCAAGGGCCCUGAAAGUAGGUACACAGUGUAUGUAUAUUUUAUUUAUACAGCACUAACAGGUGUACUUUGUACUUUACAGUAGAGGGAGGUACAGUAAGUGCAGUAUGUAUACUGUGUAUAUUUUGUUUAUGUAGCACAGGUGAGUUUGGAGUUGGGAUGAAUGAAUUGGUUCUAGUUUGUAGUUCUGCUUUAUGCAAUAUUACUGGUUCUAAGCUUUGCAUGCUAGAGUUAAGUCCAUGAUUGACCACUUUCCAGACACCUUCUCUUCUAGAAGUUAACAUUGUUUGUUCUCGUCUUUGAACAGAUUUGGAAAGAUCGAUGGGAAUUUCUGGCUUCUUAAUUUCGUCUGUGAUAUUCAUCCUUGGAAUCAUUAUGUGGAAAAAAAGAUGGGCUCACGGCAGUGAUCACAGUGAUGGCAGAGACAGAGUGAGACUGACACAGACAGAGUGACAACGACAGACAGACAGACAUACAGACUUGAAUCCUACUUAAUUCCAAUGGGCAGAUAUUCGGUUUGAACAGUUUCCUCGAAUGUAAUAUAUUUAUUACAGUCUGUGUGUAUUUCACUAGAGGUUUAUUUUUAGAUUUUGUCUGGGUGAACAGAUUUCAAUCCAGAUAGCUCAUUAAAGGGACACUAUAUGCACCCAGACCACUUUUGCUCAUCAAAGUGGUCUGGGUGCAGCAUCCUAGGUCCCUUAACCCUGGAGUAGUAAUUAUUGCAGUUUUUUAAUAAACUGCAAUAAUUACCUUUGAGGGUUAACUCCACCUCUAGUGGCUGUAUACCAGACAGCCACUUUAGGGACUUACAGGUCAUUGGGCGACUUUUGGUCGCUUAGCUGACGCUAGACGUCCUCACGCUAUCCAUGAGGACAUCCUGUAUCACCGAAAACCCCAUAGGAAAGCAUUGUAUAAUGAUUCCUAUUGGUGUAGUACUAAAUGAGAGUGUGCCCAUUGCAUUAGGUCUUCCCCAAUGUCAGAGGAGCGAAGACGUUGCCUGAACCAGCACUGAGGGACAUCAGCGGUGUAGUCAUGUGACAGAAGGGGUGUUUAACCACUUCUGCACCAAGGCGCGAGGGAGGAGGGCACUAUAGGGAGCUAUAGUACUAUAGGUUGCCUUUAAUAUGACUAUGAUACACUGGGUUGUAACUUGACAGUCUACAAUUUGGGUAAAUUAAUGUGAAAAAAAAUAAAUAAAAUCGCACUGAUUUCAACACUUGAACCAAAUGAUCAAUAACCUUGUUAAAUAAUAACAAUUACUUAGCUGGGUUAUUUACCAAACUGUGACUUGUCAGACAUUGAUAAAGUCUACCACUCUAUUGUGUCCCAUAAUUUGCAAUUCCUUGGGACUCUCCUGACAAUUCCCUUUUAACUCCUUAUAAAUUAAUGGUUUAAUGAAUUAAAGGUUUAAUUACUAAUAUGCAAGAAUUGGGCUUUUACCGUUAACAGCCUUGGAGUAAUUCACAAAAAUGAAUUAGGAGUAUUUAAGAGAGAACUGGAAUUUUUAAGGCAAAAUAGCCAAGUUGGAACAUACUUGGAGAAGUUUUUUUCGAUUGUUUUGUACAAAAUGAGCAACUUUCUUGUCAAUUGUAAAUAGUUCUUGGGAGUUAUUACAGCUGAGGAACAUGUAACUGUAAACAUAAAUUAUAACAGUAGAGGGCACUGUAAGCACAGCCAAGAACCCAUAAUGGACUAUAAUUACUAAAGUAAGAAUUUCAAAUUUAAGAUAAAAAAAUAGCUAAAUAAUCAGUUAUACUUUAAGUCUGGCUAUUUUGGUCUAAAAUUUGAAAUUCACUUUCAAUUGCCGAAAGUUCUCAAUUCGGUAAAUCAAUUAUUAGUGAUUUUAUUGUUAAUAAAAAUGUUUGGUUUUUUUAAAAGGGCAAAACAUUUACUUUUUAAAAUAAUAAUCAACAGAUUGAUGCAAAAUAGUGAGUGGAGUUUUUUUUUUUUUUUUAGAACUCAAUCAGGCGGUUGAUCCCUGGCUGUUUUCACAAACAGAUUAUAAACAAACAAUAUCUCCCCUUGCCCUGUGAUAUCAUAAAUAACAUGCAAAUUAAAUCAAUAAAUAAUUGUUAGUUAGUAAACACAACCGGGAGCACUGUACCAUUCUUUGCAGGAACCAGUUUGUAAAAUAAAACAUUGUGAAGGGGAAAUAAAAAAAAUAAAAAAAAAAUAAAAAAAAGAGGAUUGUAAUGUGUUGAAAAAAAUAAGGAAUGGUAAUUUAAUAGUUAUUUACUCAAGUGGGAAUUCAAAGUAAACAAAUUUAAGGUAAAAAUAGCCAAACUAAAAAGGAUUCUCCAAGUCAGCUACUCUGGCCUUAAAGAGAACCGUUCACCACUUCCCCCUCCCUUGCUGCGAUCCCAUUGAAGAGGUGGGUGUUACGCAUCUGUAACACCCACCUCCAGUCUGCACGGUCUCUUCCAUGACGUCGACACACUGACAUCACUCCGUUCCUAUACUCCAUAGCCAGCUCUAGCAGCGCAUGCACUGUUGUUGCAAUGGGUGGCGCGCAGAAGGAAUGCCUGUGGGUGGUCUCUUCUUCUCUCCUUUAUCAAUCAAUUCCUUGGCAUAGAGCAGGCCUGUCCAAUCUGCGGCCCCCCAGAUGUUGCUGAACUACAACUCCCAUGAUUCUUUCAAUUAAACAAAUAGCCAGGGAAUCAUGGCAUAGAGUGUACACCAAAGAAUUAAUAGACAGGUAGGAGAAAAACCUCUGUAACAUUAGCUUAAUAGCAAAUGUACUAGCACAAUGUAUUGAUCGAAUUUGAUGCUCUUAAAAAAGAGCAAACAUAGUUUUGGACAUGACAGACGCUCUUUAAAUUUUGAAAUUCACUUUGAAAUCUCACUUCAGUAAAUAACUCUGUAAAUCUUUUGGUGGCAUGGGGAAAGAAAAUCAAUUUUGUUCUGUGUUAGCAAACAUAUAAUGAAUGAAACAAUGUGUCAGCAGUAAAUGGGUUAACUCUCCAUUAUCAAAAAUCUAGACGCAACAGAAAUCAAAUCAAAUAAAAAUGGCCUGUCUGUAUUCCGAAUAAGAUGUAAUGCAAAUACUAUAGUGUUAGAAAUACGCCAAAAAAAUAAUUCCUAAUGCAAUAACGUCCCACUUCCCUAAGUUUAUUGUCUGGCCCCCAAACCUUUUAACAUUUACCUCCGUCUCCUCCGACAUUGGCAAUGGAGAGACUCUAGUAAGCAUGUGCGGUGAGCACCACGCAUGUAUAAGGCCUUCCUCGUAUUGAAUCAAUGACUUUAAACUGACUUUAAACUUCUAUGAAAAUUCCAAUGUUUUACAUUGCAGGACUAAGGUGACAGGGACACUGCACCAAGACCACUUCAAUGAGAUGAAGUGGUAUGGGUGCCUAUAGUGUCUUUUUAAUAUAUUACACUAUGAAUAGUGAUUGAACGUGCAAGCAGAUUUGAUUACAUCUGUGCAUUGAUUCAGACCGUUUAGCAGUGACCGGUCACAGAAUCCAAUCUUUUCAUCUGGCCUGCAGUACAUAGAUAAAGUGAUUCCUCCUAUCAGAGCUGUUUCAUGUGAAGCUAAUCUUUUCAGCCUUUGAGAUAAGACUCAAAAUAUAUUAACAGUUUUAACACGUUUUAGUUUCAGUACAUCGGCGCCAUUAUACACUAAAUCCCUUUUUUCCCAUUUGACAGAUUACCUCCCGGGAUUUGCAAUAUUAUGUUUACUUAUCUAACAAAUAUGGGCUUGGGAAAUCUGAAAAUGAAAUGUAGUAGUCCACAGAGCCGUAUUCCUGGCAGGGAGUGCCUUGAUCUUAGCUCCCAAUCAAUCAUUGCUAGAAGCUCUGCCCUUCGUACCUGUCCAUCAUCUGAGAACGAGGAGAGACAGAAUUAAUGCAUAGUGUGCCCAAAUCUAACUAUAUUGUGACAUAAUUAGGUUUUAACCCUGCAAUGUAAAACACUGCAGGGUUUUAAACCUUGGAUCAGGGAUCCUCAAACUCCCGCCCCCCAGAUGUUGCUGAACUACAACUCCCAUGAUUCUUUAAAUUGCAUAGAUAGCCAGGGAAUCAUGGGAGUUGUAGUUCAGCAACAUGUGGAGGGCCGGAGUUUGAGGACCCCUGCCUUGGAUUAAACACAACUCUAAGGCUGUCUUCCAGACAGCCACUAGACGCUUGUCUGUAAGAUCCAAGUCAGACUCGGAUGUCAAUCAAACGGUGCUCCAAGAGAGAAUUUGAUUGGUGCAGUGUGGCGAUUUGACGUGCAUGCGCACUAGCCUCCCAAUGCUUCCCUAAGGGGAAGCACUGGACUGGCUGAAAUCAUCAGCUUUAGGAAAAGCGUCUGCUGAGAGACCAGUGCUGCGUGACGGAAAAGGCAAGUAAAACAUACCUUUUAGAUACUCACGGCAGGAGGGCACUUGAACGCUAACUUUUCCCUUUAGUAUACAUUGAGUAAAAAAGGAUAAAUCAACACAAGUUAUCAAUAAAUGUUCAGUUGUAUUCAAUGGCCUAAUUUUUUAUUUUCUGAAAAUAGGGAUAUGGUGUGGACCAGUGAUGCAUUGCUCAUAUGCUUCAAUUUUCCUGGUUAACUCAUCUGAAUUUUUUUGAAAUAUUGUUUUGCUUAAUAUGCAGCACAGUCACUUUCAACUGGAUAAUCUCAAUGACUGAUCUUAAUUUGUAUUAUAUUUUAUACUGAACACAGAUAGGCCCCUUAUAUUUGAUAUUUGGUACCCCUAUGAAUAGUGUAACAGGUAGUUAACAGGUUUAGUGUUGGAAAAUUGUUUAAUUUAUAUUAGAUUGCAAUUUGUACUUUUUCAGGGAAGCGUGCGGCAUACUGCAGCUUUUUGGAUUUUUUUUGCUUAGAAUUGUUUCGUUUUCUAUUGCGUUUUCUAAUUUUGUGCAAGCUUUGUAAUAAACAAAAAAGUUAGUCAACAUGAUUUGGAUCUUGAAUUUUUAUUGUGAUUUGUGGGGAACUUGAAGUUUGAUGAUGGUCGUAAGAAGUCUGGGGAAAAUACAAAAAAGAUAAAAAAGACAACAGGAGAAGAAAUGUCUUGUAAGCCUACACACAUUCCAAAAGGUUGCAGAUCUCAUAACAGGACUAACAGUGCACCCAUCUUCCUCAGCUUUUACGAGACAUUUGUCCUUCCAUCCUACAACAGAGGAAGAACUGGAAGGCUCUUAUCAAGCUCCCGCUCAGACAGGCAACACAUAGUUGGAGCAUUCCAUUCAACUUCUUUCCUGUUCUCCAUGUUCCUCAGUUCUGUCAUCAGUGGUAGGCUUAUGACAAGGAUUUGAUCCACCCCCUGCAUGAUCUGAUACUCCUACCCAAGAUGUUGUAUCUUGAUUUGUGUCUGCCCUCCUAUAGACCCCACACCUCACAUUAUAUAUUGCCUAAUCGUGGAGACUGUUUUGAUACUCCUUUGGUGUUUUCUUUUCUGUCCAUUAUUUACUGAACCCAAUUUCAGUUCUCCCUCCCUUUUUCACAGAUGAUAACAAUUGUUACGUUUUCAGAUAAUUUCCUCUUUUCUUGCUCAUUAAGUGUUCUUGCAUAGCAAGACCACUUAAUGUUAUCUCACAUAUAUUAUUAUUCUUAUUAUAGCCAAAUUUACCACCCUACCUCCUCCCACAGUUUUUACACUACAUAGACCGUAAUAUACCAAAACGUGCGGAUUGUCCCCGAUUGGAUUGCUAUUACUUUGUGGAACGUUUCGCCGAAUGGUUCACGGAAUAUCGUUGUUCUUGUGGCAAAAUUGGUCCCAUAGGAAUGAAUGGCAAAAUGUUCAAAACUAGAGUGGGAGCUGGCAAAAGCUGAAAAAUCAGGACAUGAUUUCUAAACUGCCACCACUCCCUCAUUUUCAAGCCCACCUACACAAAUCUUAUAUCAAAAC
Pelobates cultripes (western spadefoot toad) is the source of this 15772-nucleotide messenger RNA. NCBI's taxonomy places the organism in Eukaryota, Metazoa, Chordata, Amphibia, Anura, Pelobatidae. The record is from the annotation of a GenBank genome assembly.